Messenger RNA from Abrus precatorius (Indian licorice), 1086 nucleotides. RefSeq names its product outer envelope protein 80, chloroplastic-like. The coding region runs from base 1 to 1086 and encodes 361 amino acids. Gene Ontology annotation, cellular component: outer membrane. The record is from RefSeq and is a predicted model, not a curated record. Gene Ontology annotation, biological process: chloroplast organization; embryo development ending in seed dormancy. Lineage: Eukaryota; Viridiplantae; Streptophyta; Magnoliopsida; Fabales; Fabaceae. The transcript has 11 exons.
AUGGGAGCUCACAAAAGUAUCCAUGCAGGAAAAGCAAAGCUGGACAUUGGAGUUAAUUUCAUUCAAAAGUUAUGUAGUUAUUACAUGCUCUCCCCUCUCAGCAUAUGUAGUAGCCCGUUUUCUCUGGCUAGUGGCAGCCUUCGCUUGAAGCACCCUGACCUAGUUAGAAACAGUGAUAUGCUUGAUGUAUCGUGGCAAAAGGGGUUACAUGAUUCAAAUCUCUUGAUAGCUUAUAGGUACCCUAGACCUCUAUAUCAUGGUCACCAGUCUCUUACUAUUCAGCAUUCAGUUUCACCCGAGGUUAGUAUCCAUGGAAUUCCAAUUAACAAUUUCUCCCAUACCGCAAGUCAAGGUGUAAAAUUGUCAAAGUUGUCAAUUGGGAUGAAUAUGAAUGAGCCUUCUUCUAGCUCUAGUUGGAGAAACACAACAGGUGUAUACUUUAAGCAUAUUCACUUCAUAAAUGAUGGAGGUCGCUCUAUAAGCAGAGAUGUGGAUGGUUUUCCACUGACUUGCAGUGGAGAUCCAUUUGAUAAUAUGAUAGUGAUUAAUCAAGAAUCUAGAUUUGAAGAAGCAAAUGAUCGCGGUUUCACCCACUAUAGUUUCCAAAUGGAACAAGGGAUUCCACUUCCACCAAACUUGGUAACCUUCAAUCGGUUUAAAUUUUUUGCUUCCAGAGGAUUCAAACUUGGGCCUGCUUUUUUCUCCUCAUGGUUGACUGGUGGUUCAAUUGUGGGAUCCAUUGCUCCAUAUCAAGCAUUUGCAAUCGGUGGUCCUAGUAGUGUACGAGGCUAUGGUGAAGGUGCAGUUGGUUCUGGACAAUCAUGUGUGGUAUCUAACAGUGAAUUGGCAAUUCCAUUGAACAAGAAACUGACUGGUGUUAUCUUCCUGGACUGUGGAUCUGACCUGAGGAGCAGUAGUAGGGUUCCUGGAAAUCCAGGACUGAGACAGGGUAAACCAGGAACUGGGUUUGGAAUUGGGUAUGGCAUUCGGUUCAAUACCCAAUUGGCUCAAAUAAAAAUUGAUUAUGCCAUUAAUGCAUUUCAACAAAGAACUGCUUAUUUCGAAAUAAGCAAUACGAUUCUAUGA